CCAUCAAGAUUAACCCGAAAGGCUACCUACCUAGCCAUGACUACAUUGGCAAAUAUCCUACGUCGCUUUUAUCCCCAGACGUCGAAACAAACGAGUCAAGUCCACCUGCCGUUUUACCAUACUUUGCCUAUUCGUUACUACAUUCUUCUGAAUUUGAGCUCACCUGGACUGGGUUCAAAAAAAGCUACUUCCUGUGUUGAACCGCAGAAUUCGUUAGUACCUUCCUCGUGAGAGAGCAACAAUGGGCACAGUAAACUUCCCCGCCACAGUUUUGUUAUCUCUCUCAUUCUCUCUCUCUUCUUUUUUUCCUUUUCUUUUCUUCAAUACAUCAAUAAUUAUAUGUCUCUGUUGCCACAUUCGAUAUCAGAUUCGAUGGCAGAUUAGAUGCUUUUCUUUCUUUUCUUUCUUCUUACCGUGCUAUUAUACAGCAUUGUUUACAUUACUUAAUACCAUUCACUUAAUUUAUUCAAUAACUCAAAACCCUUUCGUUAAUAUGGCGUUCAACGUCAAAUUUAAUAUUUCUUCCUGGGGGGCCGCGGGGAACCAGAAUCCAGCAGACAAACUGUGAGUUAACAGACAUUUCAAAGUAACUCCUAUACAGCGCGGAAAAACUAAUGGCUAAAUAGGGUCGGGAUCCAUCCCGA
Paecilomyces variotii is the source of this 644-nucleotide messenger RNA. RefSeq lists its product as hypothetical. The transcript has a single exon. Bases 242 to 568 code for a protein of 108 amino acids. The record is from RefSeq and is a predicted model, not a curated record. NCBI's taxonomy places the organism in Eukaryota, Fungi, Ascomycota, Eurotiomycetes, Eurotiales, Thermoascaceae.